AAUUUAAAUAGGUAUGGAUACCAGCGAAGAAGGGAAAACACUUACCAAGUUUAAGGAUGAUGAUGGCUACAGACACUACAACGACUAUAAAGCUAUUAGGAAGUACGGAGAAGGCUCAGUCGGGAAGGUAAAAGAGAUCGUCAAUACCAAGACAUCUGAGCAUUAUGCCAUGAAGGUGGUCAACAAACUGCUGCUAAAGAUGAGGAAGGAGUACGUAAGAAAAGGCAAGGGCAAGAUGGGCAUCAAAACAGCCUUCGAUGCUGUAGAGAAGGAGAUAGAGAUCAUUAAAAUCCUUGACCACCCUAACAUUGUCAAGCUACACGAGAUUCUGAUUGGAGAAGAUGAAGAAAAGCUCUACUUAAUUUUGGACAAUUGUGAAAAGGGUGAAAUUAUGAAGUGGGACGCAGAUACUAGACUUUAUACCCCUUGCAAUGGAGAAGAGUACUUUAGUGAGAAAGAAAUCAGAGCUAUUUUAGUUGAUACAAUUGAAGGAUUAAAGUAUCUUCACGACAUUGGAGUUAUUCAUAGGGACAUUAAACCACAUAAUUUGUUGAUGACCAAGAACGACAAAAUUAAAAUUUGUGAUUUUGGAGUUGCUCAUAAACUCGAUAAUAGAGAAGAUGACACUUUGACAAAUACUGAAGGUACAUACCACUUUAUGCCUCCCGAAUGCUGGAACUAUGAUAUCAAAGAAUUUUCUGGUGUAAAAGCUGAUAUAUGGGCUCUUGGCGUGACUCUUUUCGCUAUGACAUAUAAUAAAAUGCCCUUCUGGGCUGAUAGCGAGCUUGAAUUAGCCAAUGUAAUCAUGAAGGAAGAUAUUGAUUUCAACCAAGACAGGGAGGUCAGUUUGGAGUUAAAAAAUCUAAUUCAAAAAUUGUUAGCAAAAGAUCCAGAGAAUAGGCCAUCUUUAGAGGAUCUUGUCUCAAAUGACGCAUUUAUUACUAAGAGUGAGCCUUAAUCGAAGUGGAUUCGGUUAGCUUAUUAUACGAUAUUGACCAUCCUUAUUUCUUA
Molecule: messenger RNA, 1011 nt
Organism: Moneuplotes crassus
Lineage: Eukaryota; Ciliophora; Spirotrichea; Euplotida; Euplotidae
Source: the annotation of a GenBank genome assembly